CUCUUGCCUUCUGGCUCCCCCAGAGCCAAGCGCCAGAAGAUACAUAAUGUUGCUGUCCAAUGUGAUGUCAACCCGAAGGCGAACGGUUCCCCGUCCUCUAUAGGUGACAUGCAGGUUGGAAAAGAGAAGCAUUUCAAGCAUUCCCCUGCCAGGCAUUUGGCCAUGAAGCCACUUAUGACUUUGGAGGUCCAGUCAUCAGAGUGUGAAGAGAUCCUUCCAAAUGCCUUGCGCCCAUGUUCCAGGAAGGCCAAGCAAGCAGCUCUUUCUGCUCUGCAGGAAGAGAAGGAAUCCUGGAGCGAUGAGGACGAGAUCUUCAUGGACCAGCAAUCAGAGUUGUCAGUUGGUACCAGCACUUCUGGGGCUAAGAAGAAGUGGUCCUCAAAAGAGACUAUGUGGAUCAAGAAAGGUGUAGAGAAAUUUGGGGAAGGAAGCUGGAAAGUUAUUUCUCAAAAUUAUCCUUUUAAGGAUCGCACCCCUGUGAUGAUCAAGGACCGCUGGAGAACAAUGAAAAAGUUGGAAUUGAAGUGAAUGUGAGGGCAGACUCUGCCUUAAAUGUGUUGGGUUGUUGUGCUGUAGAUGUGUUGAAUUGACUGUUGCCAUGCCUUUAAUAUGUUAUGUAAAUUAAAGAAUAAAACAUUUUGUAUUGA
Molecule: messenger RNA, 647 nt
Organism: Notechis scutatus (mainland tiger snake)
Lineage: Eukaryota; Metazoa; Chordata; Lepidosauria; Squamata; Elapidae
Source: RefSeq, a predicted model, not a curated record